AUGCAUUGCAAAAAAAAUAGUCAUUUAGGAUCUGCUUCCAAAAAAAACAUGCAUAAGUCUGAUAUGCUGAUCACUCAAAACCACAUUUCGACAUUUACAGCUGUAGAUUAUUGUGAUGAAGUUUUGUAUGCCGGCGUGUCCGUCAUGUCAGGGAACUAUUGGUUUGGCGGACUUUCAAUAGAUGACAUGAGCAGAAAAGAUUGUUUUUCUCUAAAAACGCACAAUCCUUCCUCCGAAAUUGAUUUGAGAAAGCAUGGUUCACAUAUUUUUCUUUCUUUUGCUGACGCUGCUUCAAUCGCUUCUGUUGCUGCUAUCCCUUCACUUGCAAAGAGCAAACAGCUUGCUGCCAUAAUAGGCCUAGAUGAUGGAUCAAUACAGCUUGUGAUAUCAAGUGAUUCUAAAAUGGUAAAUAUAUCAUAUUAA
Molecule: messenger RNA, 423 nt
Organism: Protopolystoma xenopodis
Lineage: Eukaryota; Metazoa; Platyhelminthes; Monogenea; Polystomatidea; Polystomatidae
Source: the annotation of a GenBank genome assembly